Messenger RNA from Lycium ferocissimum, 1417 nucleotides. RefSeq names its product cinnamoyl-CoA reductase 1. The transcript is spliced from 6 exons. Lineage: Eukaryota; Viridiplantae; Streptophyta; Magnoliopsida; Solanales; Solanaceae. Bases 257 to 1231 code for a protein of 324 amino acids. The record is from RefSeq and is a predicted model, not a curated record. Gene Ontology annotation, molecular function: oxidoreductase activity, acting on the CH-OH group of donors, NAD or NADP as acceptor.
AACAACCAAACAACCCCUUAAACACAUUGAGAUCAACAAUUCUGAAAAUACAACUUCCAUUGCAUUUUGUACAAUCACCUAUAGCAUUGUUCGUCCUUCAAACUUUCCCUUUAAAUCACUAAUCACUUUCCAAACACCACACAAACCCGCAUGCUUAUUUUCCAUUAUCCUUUUCAUCCAUUUUUCUUCACUGGUAUUAACUGAUAAUUCAUUUUUCACUUUUCCAGUGAAACAUUUAUUUACUUACUUGAUAAAAAUGGCACACAGAGAAGGUGAAGUAGUGUGUGUAACGGGAGGCAGUGGUUAUAUUGGUUCAUGGCUGGUCCGUUUUCUACUUGAACGUGGAUACACCGUUAAUGCCACCGUUAAAGAUCUCAAUGAUGAGAAAGAGACGAAGCAUUUGCUUGCAUUAGAAGGGGCUGAAUCCCGUCUUCGUCUUUACCAGAUUGAUCUGCUUAACUAUGAUUCCAUUGUACCUGCUAUUACUGGUGUUGUUGGUGUUUUUCACCUUGCUUCACCUUGUAUUGUUGAUGAAGUUAAAGAUCCUGAGAAUCAACUUCUGUCGCCAGCAAUCAAAGGCACUAUUAAUGUACUUACAGCGUCAAAGGAGCUCGGGGUUAAGCGUGUGGUGGUGACUUCAUCUAUAUCUGCCAUCAUCCCAAGUCCUAAUUGGCCAGCUGAUCGUAUCAAGAAUGAGGAUUGCUGGACUGAUAUUGAAUACUGCAAACAGAAUGGGGUAUGGUAUCCUCUGUCAAAAACACUUGCUGAAAAAGAUGCUUGGGAAUUUGCCAAGGAAAAAGAUUUAGAUAUUGUUGUGGUGAAUCCAGGAACUGUAAUGGGCCCUAUUCUUCCACCAACACUUAAUGCCAGCAUGCUCAUGAUUCUUCGUCUUCUUCAAGGCUGCACCGAUACAUAUCAAGAUUUCUUUAUGGGAUUAGUCCAUGUCAAGGAUGUGGCAUUAGCUCAUAUUCUUGUUUAUGAAAACAAAUCAGCAAAAGGAAGGCACCUGUGUGUUGAAGCCAUAACUCACUAUGGUGACUUUGCGGCUAAGGUUGCGGAGCUUUACCCUGAAUAUAACAUUCCUAGGUUGCCAAAAGAUACUCAACCCGGACUAUUAAGGGCCAAGGAUGGAGCUAAGAAGUUGAUGGAUUUGGGACUGCAAUUUAUUGAGAUGGAGCAAAUAAUUAGGGACUCUGUUGAGAGUUUGAAGAGCAAGGGAUUUAUUUCUUAAAUGUCCAUAGUUGUUGCUGUAUCUGGAACUAUAGUGACGAGCUUUUACAUGUUGGUCAAUUUGUACUAGCCGUAAGUAAAUGGAACCUAGAUAAAACUAUUUAUAAUUUGACCAAUUUCGUAGUUCUGCUGUAAAGUAAGUGAUUUCUAUUUUUAAUUUUAUAAAGCAAGUGAUUUCUACUUUUAA